Molecule: messenger RNA, 2931 nt
Organism: Chlamydomonas reinhardtii
Lineage: Eukaryota; Viridiplantae; Chlorophyta; Chlorophyceae; Chlamydomonadales; Chlamydomonadaceae
Exons: 7
Coding region: 187-1512 (441 amino acids)
Cellular component (GO): membrane
Molecular function (GO): serine-type endopeptidase activity
Source: RefSeq, a predicted model, not a curated record
UCUCAUUGAUUCGCAAACAGAUGGGCAAUGGUUUUACUGCUCAAGAGCCCUCGCCCAUCCGCAACAAUUUGCUGACGGAAAUCGCGCUUUUCCUUCCGUCACCAGUAGACCCAGUUUGCUUGACGAAGAAGCAAUGAGAUGUAGAAUGUUGAUAGGCCCGACCGAAUAAAGCAGCUGAGCAGCGGAAUGGCCUCGCUCUCGGGCGGUGGCAGCUGGCCCCUGCCCAGGAGGCCGCACUCGCCGGGCUGCCACCGCCGUGCCCAACGCCUAGCCGCGGCCGUGGUCGCCACCUCAGUCACGGCCCUCGCGACCGCUGGCACAGCCCUAGCAUCUGUCGCUUCCCCAUCUCCUCCACGCAACGGAGGCACCGGGCAUGACAGCGGCAGCACUGCCGGAAGCAGCACCGCCAGCGGCAGCGGCUGUGUGUUGCCUCUGGCUGCCGCCACCUCCACGGGUCCGCCGCAGCUGCCCAACCCGUUUGAGAACCUCAACCUGAACUUCAAUUUCAAUCUGGGGGAGGCGCUGGGGCCGGCACUGGCGCAGGCCGCCGUGUUCUGGCUCAACCAGGCCGGUGUGGCCGCCCAGCGGCUGCUUGACGACCACCUGCGCGAGCUGGGCUCUGGCGGCUGCCCCGCCACCGCCGCCGUGCUGCGGGCGCACCUGGCGGCGGCGGCGGCGCAGGUGGUCAGCCUGGGCGCAGCCACCAACUGGAUGCUGCUGGACCGAGGCGCCAUCCGCCGCGGCCAGCUGUGGCGGCUGGUGACGUGGAGCCUGGUGCAUGCGGGGCCGCUGCACUUCCUGUCCAACUACGCCGUCAUCGCCAAGCUCGGCGCCCAGCUGGAGGCGGUGGCUGGCUCCGACCGCUUCGCCGCCGCCUACGUGGCCUCCUCCGCCGCAGCCACCCUGGCCAGCCUGGCGCUCAACGGCGGGCGCCGCAGCCUGGGGUCCAGCGGCGCCGCGUUCGGUCUGGCGGCGGCUCUGUGGCGCUACCACGCCGCGCACGUGGAGCUGCUGCCGCCCGAGGCGCUGACAGCCCUCAAGGGCGUGGGGGACAGGGCGUUGCAGUUCACGGCGGUCUACCAUUUGUUUUGGUGGUCACGUCUGGACGUCAGUGCCCACGUGGGUGGUGCACUGGCGGGCUGGGCGGCGGGCGAGCUGCUGGGGCCGCACUACCGCCUGGUCCGCACCGGCGCGGCGGCGGCACUGGGGCCACUGGGGGCGCUCAUUCCGGGCGGCGGCGGAUGGGUGUUCAGGGACAGGCCGCUGCAGCUGCCGCCCCAGUCAGGCGGAGGUGGUGGUGGUGGAGGUGGAGGUGGUGGUGUGGACGCGAGUGUGGAGGCGACGGGCGUGGCAGCUGCGGCGGCGGCGGCGCGGCUGGUGGAUGCUUCGCGCUGGGCGGCCAGGGAGCCGCGGCAGCGGAUUGCGUUCCCGGCGCUGGGGCCCGGAUACACGGUGUCUGCCGCGGCCGCGGCGUCGCAGCAACACCACCAACAACAACGGCGCAAUCACUGAUGUUGUUGUCCGAGGCGCACACGGACCAUGCGAGCGGGCAGCGGCGCUGGCUGGUCGGCGCCUCACCGCAUGGAGCAUCCCUUUUGCACAGCCUUCUCUCUCCUUGAUGGGCGCGGAAGUACGGAGACGGCAUUUGGGACGACCGGGCCGAGUGAGAUCGGAGGUGUCGACCGCUGCCAUUCCAAGGGGACAAGGGGUGGGUAGGAAUCAGGAAGGGCCGGCACGGCCCCAGUUGCGCACUUGAUGUGUGCGUUGGGAUGGCGGCGUGCUGGUAUGCGUGAUGCAGAUGAUGGCGUGACGGAGGACAUACAGUGGCAAGGCUGGAGUUAGCCCUGUGUUGCUGCUGGUGCUGCGCCAGGCGAUGCACUCCUGUUGCGGGAGGACGGGAGGUCAUGUUGCGACUUGCGAGCAGGGGUUUGUCGGGCUGCCGGAAUGGUGGUCACCAGAGUGGUGGUUUGUAGAAUCCAGCCCAAACUGAACUGAACCCAAUGCCAAAGAGCGAGGAGGAGAGCGUUGCGUAUGGGGGAUGGGCACGGGCCGGGCUGCGGUGAGGAGGUGAUGCACGCGACUGUGUUCGUGGCGCCAAUCGCCGUGCGCAGUGCGCACGUGCCUGGGCGGUGAUUGCUUCUGUAUGCCUGUUCGUGUCGCACUGUGUCGUGGUGACUGAUGCUGAUGCAGGGGUCUGGGCACAUUACUGGCAUUCGCCGAAUGGACGUACGUGAUGUCAGAGUCUAUGCGCUUGGGCCCGCUGGACGCUAGCUGAUGGCAUUCAUCACCUGGUCCAUCUUGCGCUCCCGUAUUGGUAUGGUAGGACGCUGCUCAUAGCACUUGAACGACUGAAGGCGAUGGUGCUCUUGCUGCAAGUUUGCAGUCAUUCACUUGUGCCAUUGUGCCGUUGUGAUUGCACUGCUGGCGCCACUUGCUGCACAAACCUGGUCGGACUGCCGGAUGGAACGGCCAGCUCCGGUUGCCAGUGCACACAGCACUGUCUCGCGCUGCGUUGGAUGACAUAGGGUGGUGGUAGCUGGGACGGAAGGGCAAGCUGCCGUGUGUGCGCAUGCCUUCCCUGCAGACCUGGUGGCCAGUGUAGUCACAGGCCACUGCCUGUUCACUUGCGUUUGACUGUGGUUCUAGGUAUGCACAAGGAACUCUAGAAAGAUUGAUGGAGCCCGACAGAGUCAGCAGGCACGCACAAUUGAACACUGGCGCCGUCACCAAUCGGGGCGGGGUUCAGGGUUCUAUGCACAAGCCCCAGGAAUAGAUCACAAACUUCCAACUGUCAAGGAACCGUUAGGGGGGAAGUCAUUCACUCAUUCCCGCGCUGUUGGAUGGACGCCGCUUGUGAUGUGAGAAAGGUGAAAGUGGCUGUGAGUUGACACAGUAAUAACAUAUCGCAGGCAUUCUGUUGGCUUGCGUUAC